AUGUCAGUUUCUACAGCUACCAGUUAUAUUACAUCUCAAGAUGGUUCUCAAUCAUUUCCAGUCACGCUUGUAAGGAACAUAGACACAGGCUAUUUUUUAUUAAAGCCCCUUUUACCGUUAUUAAAGCAAUUAGAUGAGGAGAAACAAUCUGUAGAUGUUGAAGAAUUGCGUCAUGAUACAGAAACAUCAUCUGAAUAUGACGAUCCAGAGGCUCUUGCUAAUUUAUUAUCAAGGUUAAGAUUACUUGUUGAUACGGAUGAAAAUGAUGAAAAAUGGAUUACUGGGAAAAUGGCAUAUGAUGUAUUAGAUCGUUUACAUAUUUUAUAUUUGUUUGAGAAUAGAUUUGACGAAAACAAUGAUGAUUCUGGAAAUAAAACACCUAAAGAUGAAGACAUUACCCAGAAUGAAUCCGUGUUGGAUGAUAUGAAGAAAGAAGAUUCUGCGGCCACCAGUACAACAACCACUCAUUUGGAAGGGAAACCUGAACAGUCUGAAAAUAAGAACAAUGACGAUGACGAUAAGUCACAUAAGCAAUUGAGUAAUGAUAAUGAUAAUAAUGGAAAGGAUUCUACAGUUCAAAAUACACAAGAAUUAAAAGAUGACCGAACUGGUUCAAUAAAGAGAUCAACUAACGCCGAUGAUAAUAUGAAUGUUGAUUCACAUAGAGAGCUAGGCUCUCCCUUAAAGAAAUUAAAAUUCGAUGCAGCUUCAUCAUUGAAAAAUACUCUUGAAGACUUAAGUGAACAAAAAGUGGUAACGGAAACGAAACCAACAUUAAUGGUAUCAGAUGUAAGCGAUGUAAAACCUAUUGUAAUAUUUGAUCAUGAUUUAAAAUUGAAUAAUGAAAUUUUAAAGACCCCUUUACAAUUAAGUCAAACAACUAAAUUUGACGACAAUACCGACAAUAACCAAAGAAUUAAACUUGAAACUUUUCUACAAAAAUUAUUAUUUCCAGAAGCUCAACAUGCUGAUAAUUCUAAAGAAUCUGACGUUCUAUCAGCAGCUAGUUUUGAUUCUUUAUUAAAAGAUGUAGACCAAUCUUUCCCAAACAUUGAUUGGAACCUAAAUAUUCCAGUGGAUGAACAUGGUAAUACUCCUCUACAUUGGUUGACAUCCAUUGCUAAUAUUAGUAUGGUUAAAGAAUUGGUAAAACAUGGUUCUGAUAGAUUGAUAGGUGAUAAUAUGGGUGAGUCUGCUUUAGUAAAAGCGGUUAAAUCUGUAAAUAAUUAUGAUUCUGGUACAUUUGAGGAACUUCUAGAUUAUUUAUACCCUUGUUUGAUUCUAGAAGAUUCAAUGGACAGAACUAUCCUGCAUCAUAUCAUCAUUACAUCUGGUAUGACUGGAUGCUCUUCUGCUGCUAAGUACUAUCUUGAUAUCUUAAUGGGUUGGAUUGUUAAACAACCUUCAAGACCUCCAAAAGACGAGAAAGGAAAGGACGCAAUUUUAGAGAACUUGAAUUUGACCUGGGUUAUCUCGACAAUGUUAAACGCCCAGGACUCUAAUGGUGAUACUUGUUUGAAUAUUGCAGCAAGAUUAGGGAAUGUAUCUAUUGUUGACGCAUUAUUAGAAUAUGGUGCUGAUCCUCGUAUUCCGAAUAAAUCUGGUCUUCGUCCAAUUGAUUUUGGUGCUGGUACUUCCAAAUUAAAUUCACAAGAAAAAAAUGCAGAUAUUAAUUCAGAAAUUAAGGAUGAGGAUAUGACUAAUAAUGACGAAAACAUAAAUUUGAUAAGUGGUCUUAAGAAUAUUAAGAAACCCGAUACUGAUGGAUUGGUUAAUGAUAUAAAGACUUUGUUAUCGGCAGUCUCUAAGGAUUAUGAAAUCGAAGUAAACCAACACAAAGAAAAGUUAAAUAAAUUGCGUACAGAUCUAGGUGAACAAAGGGAGAAACUGGCGACAUCUAGAGAUGAAUUGGCCAAAUCAAAAGAAAUCCGUGAUCAAUAUAACCUUCUCAAAGAACAAUUGAAAAAUAUCAAAGAUGGUAUUGAAACAGAAGAACGAACAUUCCUAGAAGAAAGUAAAAAACUUGGUAUAUCGCCGGAAGAGACUUCAGGUAUAGAUUGGGAUUCGAAUGAAUACGAUGCUGAUGAACCGUUUAGAGUUAACUUUAUAUAUGGAUUAUUAGAAGACAAGCUGAAUACAAAGUACAAUGGUGACAUGGAUAAGUUACUAGAGGAAACAAACGUUGAUGCUGUUGUUCGAGAAAUUCAAGAAAAUUAUGAUAAUAAUGAGGACAAGAUAAAUGACAUGUUACCACCAGCCGUCUUGUUAAAUGCUAGGAUUAGUGCGUAUAAAAGAAAUGACAAACAUUUAGAUGAUACAUUGAAUUCCAUAAAGGAUAAACAAAGCAAACUUGAGGCCAAAUUUAGAAGGGUGUUAUCGUUGUGUCUAAAAAUUGAUGAAGAUAAAGUUGAUGGUAUGUUGGAUGGUUUGCUACAAGCUAUAUCAUCAGAGGAUCCACAAGAUAUUGACACUGAUGAAAUGCAGGACUUUUUGAAAAAGCAUGCAGUAUGA
This is a messenger RNA of Maudiozyma saulgeensis, 2511 nucleotides long. NCBI's taxonomy places the organism in Eukaryota, Fungi, Ascomycota, Saccharomycetes, Saccharomycetales, Saccharomycetaceae. The record is from the annotation of a GenBank genome assembly.